GCGAAGGGCAAGGCAACGGGUGGUGCUGCUGCUGCACCAGAGGAUGAACAGAAGGAGGCGCCAGCGGCGGCCGAGGAACCCAGCACGAAGCAGAAGGCAGCAGCAUCGCUGCUCCAAGCCGCCAAAGAUGGCAGCCUGGAGAAGUCCCUGCAAGACUUCGAGCAGAAAGCCACCACUCCCGAGGCAAAGCUGUAG
Symbiodinium sp. CCMP2456 is the source of this 195-nucleotide messenger RNA. Lineage: Eukaryota; Dinophyceae; Suessiales; Symbiodiniaceae. The record is from the annotation of a GenBank genome assembly.